Toxorhynchites rutilus septentrionalis is the source of this 2355-nucleotide messenger RNA. RefSeq lists its product as uncharacterized. Lineage: Eukaryota; Metazoa; Arthropoda; Insecta; Diptera; Culicidae. The transcript has a single exon. Gene Ontology annotation, molecular function: nucleic acid binding. The record is from RefSeq and is a predicted model, not a curated record. Gene Ontology annotation, biological process: DNA integration. The coding region runs from base 1 to 2355 and encodes 784 amino acids.
AUGAGCUUCUUCGAUCCAAUAGGACUGAUUUCGUUUUUCCUGAUCCACGGAAGGAUAUUGAUGCAGGACAUAUGGGCAGCUGGAAUUGGAUGGGACGACAAAAUUAAUGAGAAACUAAGGUCACAGUGGAAGAAUUGGAUUAAUCUCGUUCCGAAUCUUGAACGCUUACGAAUCCCGAGAUGCUAUUUUCCGGAAGCCGUUCAAGAAACUUAUAAGAAUUUACAAGUUCACGUAUUCGUCGACGCGAGCAGAUCUGCGUAUGCAUGUGCGGUGUGUUUCCGCAUUGAGACGUUUCAUGGCCCGAGUGUUCGCCUAGUAGCUGCCAAAGCAAAAGUAGCUCCCUUGAAGAUGCUGACUGUUCCACGUCUUGAACUACAAGCAGCUGUCCUAGGAUCUCGCCUUCUCAACAGCGUGAUAUCCAUGCACGCUCUCCCCGUGACAAAGCGUGUUUUAUGGUCCGAUUCCAGCACUGUUCUCGCUUGGAUUAGAUCAGACCAGCGCCGAUAUCAUCAGUAUGUGGGGUUCAGAAUCGGGGAGAUAUUAGCGACAACGGAUGUUAGUGAAUGGAGGAAGAUCGGAUCGACAUUGAACGUGUCGGAUGAUGCAACAAAAUGGGGUUUAGGCCCAAAUAGCAGCUCUGACAGUCGAUGGUUUCAUGGACCAGAGUUUCUGAGGGCACCGGAAGAAUCCUGGCCGGUAAAUGACGAAAAGGAUGUUUCCACAGAAGAGGAGGUAAUCACCUGUAACGUACAUUGUCCUAUACAGGAACCACUGGUGGAAACGGAUAGAUUCAGCACGUGGAAGAAGCUCCAUAGAGUCCUAGCGUAUGUACAUAGAUUCAUCCAUAAUCUCAAACGUUCGCAAUCAAAACAAAUGAUGUUCUACGGAGUGCUGACUCAAGAAGAACUGGUGCGUGCAGAACAAUCACUGUGGCGACAAGCACAAGGGGAGGCAUUUGCAGCGGAAAUUUCCAUUCUUGAGAAGACGAAGGGAAGACCAGAAGCUCGAAAUGGAAUUCUACCAAAAUCCAGUGCCAUUUACAGGUUAUGGCCAUUCAUGGAUGAGGACGGAGUGAUACGUAAACGCAAUCGGUUGGCGAAUGCAGAAUGGAUACCGUAUGGAACCAAGUACCCGGUUAUUCUACCCAGUAAACAUCCGAUCACCUUUCUUCUUGUCGACUCAUUUCAUCGUCGCUUCCGUCACUGUAACCGUGAAACAGUUGUCAACGAGAUGAGGCAACUCUACGAUAUUCCGAAGCUAAGAUCAAUUGUUGCAGAAGUUUCGAAACGAUGUAUUUGGUGUAAUGUUGUUCGUGCCUAUCCUCGCCCACCACCCAUGGCACCACUCCCAAAAGUACGAUUGACUCCGUUUGUGCGGCCGUUCACCUAUGUCGGUAUAGACUAUUUUGGUCCAGUGCUCGUGAAGGUGGGUCGGAACAACGUCAAGCGGUGGAUAGCAUUGUUCACCUGCUUGACCAUACGCGCUGUGCAUUUGGAAAUCGUCCAUAACUUGUCAAAGGAAUCCUGUGUUAUGGCUGUUAGAAGAUUCGUAUCACGAAGAGGUGCUCCGGCUGAGAUAUUCAGCGAUAAUGGGACUAACUUUCACGGGGCGAACAAUCAACUAAAGCGGGAAAUAGAGGAACGGAAUAACGAUCUAGCAACAACCUUCACCAACACUACUACUCGGUGGUCGUUCAACCCACCUGGUGCGCCACAUAUGGGUGGCGCGUGGGAACGAAUGGUCCGCUCGGUGAAGACAGCAAUCGGAGCCAUUUUGGAAACGCAGAGACGACCGGAUGAUGAGGUUUUCAUGACAGUUAUGAUUGAAGCGGAGGCGAUGAUAAGUACGAGACCGUUGACGUACAUACCAUUAGAAUCGGCGGAUCAUGAAGCCUUGACCCCAAACCAUUUUCUCUUGGGGAGCUCAAGCGGUAUAAAGCAGCCACCUACGAUGCCCAUGGAUUAUCGUACAACGUUGACUAGUGGAUGGAAGCUAGCCCAGUAUUUGUCGGAUACAUUAUGGAAGCGUUGGAUCAAAGAAUAUAUGCCGGUGAUUUCGAGAAGGUCAAAGUGGUUUGAAGACGUGAGGGAGAUAACAGAAGGGGAUCUGGUGCUGAUCUUGGACAGUACGGUGCGAAAUCAAUGGAUCAGAGGAAAGGUGGUCAAGAUCAUUCAAGGAAAAGAUGGACGCGUCCGACAAGCCUGGGUACAAACUGCAAGUGGUACCUUGCGAAGACCAGUGGUGAAGUUAGCGUUACUCGACGUCGUAGAUGGUGGUAAACCGGAAGUCGCUCACAAGGCUUUACGGGUGGGGGAAUGUGACGUCGAGAACCCCUCGUCGACCAACGUGCAGUAG